Rosa chinensis is the source of this 1821-nucleotide messenger RNA. RefSeq lists its product as uncharacterized. NCBI's taxonomy places the organism in Eukaryota, Viridiplantae, Streptophyta, Magnoliopsida, Rosales, Rosaceae. The transcript has 5 exons. The record is from RefSeq and is a predicted model, not a curated record. The coding region runs from base 1 to 1821 and encodes 606 amino acids.
AUGAGAGUAAGUUUUGGUGAUGUGAGAGUAGAUUUUCUUACUGGUGACUGUAACUUUCUGGUGUUGGUGACGGUAGCGUUUAUUGCUGAUCUCAGCGGAAGUGAAGCUCAGCGUGCAGAAUCGUUGAAGUACCCGUCAGCUCACACCCUCAGUGAAUCACUUCUAAACAACAUGACUUGUGGGAGCAAAGUGAGGCAGUUUAGGAAGAGAGGAAGAGUGGAGGUUGAUUAUAAGGAGGAUGGUACAGAAUCUAGAAUUGAUGAUUCUGCAGAUGAAGAUUAUAGGCCACAUUUUGAGGAUGAUGAAUAUGGAGAUUAUGGUUGGGAUGACGAUUGGUUGGAAGAUAUGGAAGGUGAAUUUGAUGUCUUUGGUGAGAGUAUUGGCCCAAGUACACAAGUAAAAGCUGCUGUUGGAAGUACUGUUGAGGAAGAGUUUGUGGUCGAGGACAAUGAAGAUAUGUAUAUAGCAGUUGAUUCUGAUGAGGAAGUACUAGGAGGUGCAGCCAACUCUGAUGGUGAGAUAGGGGAUGACUUUCUGGAGUUCAAUCCCAAGAGUGACAUGAAUGACCCACAGUUUAAGUUGGGGAUGAAGUUUGCAUCAGCAAAAAUCUUGAGAGCUGCUUUAAGAGAGAAAGCAAUAAUGGGAGGAUGGGAAUGCUGCUUUUUGAAGAGUGACAAAAAGAGGGUGAGAGUGAUUUGCAAAGCGGACAACUGCCCCUUCGAGUUGUAUGCUAGCAAAAUGCAACAUGAGUCAACCCUGAUGGUGAAGACAUAUCAUGCAAAUCAUACAUGUUCUAGGGUUCAUGUCAACUCUAUGGUCAAGGCACCUUACCUAACUGAAAAGUUUGUGGAUCAGAUCAAGCUAAAUCCUGAUUGGAAAACAGAAUCACUUGCACAAACGAUGUCAGCGGGUGUAAAGGCAAAGGUAUUCGUGCAGCAGGCCUAUAGAGCUAAGAGGGCAGCCUUGAAGCUGCUUGAAAGGUCCAUCAUGGAGCAAUAUGCUAGAGUAAGGGACUAUGGAUCAGAACUGAAAAGAGUAAACCCUGAAACCACGGUGGACAUAAAGUGUGAUUUCAAUGAUGCUAGUGGGUUGCCUGUGUUUAAAAGGAUGUACAUCUACCUCGGGGCAUUGAAGACUGGUUUUAAAGCUGGAUGCAGAUCAGUAAUCGGGCUAGAAGGUUGCCAUUUAAAGAGUCCUCAUGGUGGACAGCUCGUAACCGCAGUAGGAGUUGAUGCAAAUAACACCACCUGGGUAGUUGCAUAUGCUCAAGUUGAGAUGGAGAGCACAGACUCUUGGAAAUGGUUCUUACAGUUGCUGGUCAAGGACUUAGACAUAGAGCAUGAGGGGGCUGGAUGGACCUUUAUCAGUGACAAGCAGAAAGGCCUCUUACCAACCUUUGAGUCCAUUAUCCCCCUUGCAGACCAUCGGUUCUGUGUGCGACACCUUUGGACAAAUUUUACGAAGUUGUUUCCUGGUAAAGCCAUGAAGGACCAACUCUGGGCAAUAGCAAAGUCAACCACCUUGGCAUAUUUUCACAAGGAAAUGGUUCUAAUCAAACAAAUGGACCCUAAUGCUUAUGAUUGGCUGACAGAUCCAAUAAGGCCUCCCCUUCACUGGUGUAGAACGCACUUCAAGUCUCACACUAAGUGUGAUAUUCUUCUGAAUAAUUUAUGUGAGAGCUUUAACGCAUUCAUAUUAGGUGCAAGAGGCAAGCCGGUUGUGUCAAGCUUUGAGGAGAUGAGGGUUAAACUCAUGAAGAGGAUUAUGUUGAGGAAGGAAAAGAUGAUGAAGUAUGAGGGUACCAUCUGCCCUAAACCUUGA